CUCCGCCCCUCGCAGCGUUGCGCGGAGUUGGCCUGUGGACUUGAGUGGUUGCGUUCCGCCAGGUGGUGUGAGCAGGACAAGGAUGGCUUCGGACUCCGGGGACAGUGGGACCCUGUGCACGUUGGAGUUCGCGGUACAGAUGACCUGCCAGAGCUGUGUGGACGCGGUGCGCAAGUCCCUGCAAGGGGUGGCAGGUAUCCAGGGUAUGGAGGUACAGUUGGAGAACCAGAUGGUCUUGGUGCAGACCACUCUGCCCAGCCAGGAGGUGCAGGCGCUCCUGGAAGGCACUGGGCGGCAGGCCGUACUCAAGGGCAUGGGCAGCAGCCAGUUGCAGAAUCUGGGGGCAGCAGUGGCCAUUCUGGGGGGCCCUGGCACCGUGCAGGGCGUGGUGCGCUUCCUACAGCUGACCCCUGAGCGCUGCCUCAUCGAGGGAACCAUCGACGGCCUAGAGCCUGGGCUGCAUGGACUCCACGUCCAUCAGUAUGGUGAUCUCACGAGGAACUGCAGCAGUUGUGGGGACCACUUUAACCCUGAUGGAACAUCUCAUGGGGGACCAGAGGACUCUGAACGGCACCGCGGAGACCUGGGCAAUGUCCAUGCUGAUGCUGAUGGCCGAGCUGUCUUCCGGAUAGAGGAUGAGCUGCUGAAGGUGUGGGACGUGAUUGGUCGCAGCCUGGUUGUUGAUGAGGGAGAAGAUGACCUGGGCCGGGGUGGCCAUCCCUUAUCCAAGAUCACAGGAAACUCCGGGGAGAGGUUGGCCUGUGGCAUCAUUGCACGUUCCGCUGGUCUUUUCCAAAACCCCAAGCAGAUCUGCUCUUGUGACGGCCUCACCAUCUGGGAGGAGCGAGGCCGGCCCAUCGCUGGUGAGGGCCGAAAGGACUCAGCCCAGCCUCCUGCUCACCUCUGAGCAGGGCCUCGCCUUGAUUCUCUUCUGUCCUGCCAGCUGAGCACCUUCCCCCUACAGAGGAAGAAGAGUGAGUUGUGCUUGCUCAGGCCCAGGAGGACUGGGCACAGGGCAUAUAGGGGUCACUGUGAGGUUCCUUUGGCAAAUUAAACUUUUAUUUUCAUAUGGAA
This is a messenger RNA of Marmota flaviventris (yellow-bellied marmot), 1074 nucleotides long. RefSeq names its product copper chaperone for superoxide dismutase (gene Ccs). Lineage: Eukaryota; Metazoa; Chordata; Mammalia; Rodentia; Sciuridae. The record is from RefSeq and is a predicted model, not a curated record. Gene Ontology annotation, biological process: superoxide metabolic process. Gene Ontology annotation, molecular function: copper ion binding.